UAAAAUGGCAUGAAUGGAGCAUGAGUCCAUUCAUUAAAAUGUUCACAAAACCACGAGCCGAAUUCGAUCUAAUUAUUAUGUUUAUUUGUUAUUAAAUCUCUAAAUAAUUUCCAAAAAUUAUUAUACUUGUCAGUAAAAAUACCUCAUUAAUUUGAAGUGACUAAGUAUUUUAUAUUUCGUGGCGAAUCCAAAAAAGAUUAAGUUGUUUUGGUUGUUUUAUGAUAACGAAGAAUUUCGUUUUAUCAUCAUUACUGCGAAAUAAAGGUGUAAUAUUUACGAAGUUAUUGUGCCAGUCAAAUACUAACUUGCAGAAACCUCGAGUAGUGAAUAUGGGAUUGUUAACAGAAGGGAGCCCCUUGUCUUGGGAGGAAACCAAGGCUUUGGCAGAACAUGUACGCCAACACGGCAUCGAACAAUUCAUUAACUUGUACAGAAAACUUCAAGACAGAACUGGCGAUGUGCUUAAAUGGGGAGAUGAGGUGGAGUACAUAAUAGUGAAAUUUGAUGAUGAGAAUCAACGAGCUACUGUCAGCCUCAGAGCUGAUGAAUUAUUACCAAAAUUACAAGAAAAAGAGCAUCAAGAUCCGCAAAAUGUGAAAUCCCUUUGGCGCCCUGAAUAUGGAGCAUAUAUGGUAGAAGGCACUCCGGGCAAGCCUUACGGGGGGCUCCUAGCUCACUUUAACAUUGUAGAGGCUAACAUGCAGUACCGCAGAGCUGAGGCCAGUACUUUACUAAAGGAUGGUGAAGUUAUCAUGAGCAUUACUAAUUUCCCAAGGUUAGGGUGCCCAAAUUUCACUAGUCCACCAUAUCCGCCCACUCCAAAUGAAGGGGUGACAAGAUCUUUGUUCUUUCCCGACCAAGGCAUAUUCCCUGGACACCCUCGUUAUAAAACGCUCACGUCUAACAUACGGCAGAGGAGAGGAGAGAAGGUUGCUAUCAAUAUGCCAAUAUUUCGCGACGUGAACACGAAGAUCCCAGUGGACGAGUCGAGUAAGCUGGAGCCCCACGCCGCAAAACCAGACUGCGUGUACAUGGAUGCGAUGGGGUUCGGGAUGGGCUGCUGCUGUCUACAGCUCACCUUCCAGGCGUGCUGCAUCACGGAGGCCCGAACUCUUUACGACCAACUGGCUCCACUGUGCCCUAUAAUGUUGGCCCUGUCGGCCGCGACACCGAUCUACCGCGGGUACUUAACAGACGUGGACUGCCGGUGGAACGUGAUCUCCGCGUCGGUGGACUGCCGCACGCGCGAGGAGCGCGGCCUCGAGCCGCUCAAGGAGAAUAAGUUCCGCAUUCAGAAGUCCCGCUACGACUCCAUCGACUCGUACCUUUCGCCGGAACAUGAGAAAUACAACGACAUUCCCAUAGUGCAUGACCCCGCCAUCUACCGGCGGCUGCGCGACAACGGCAUCGACCACCCGCUGGCUCUGCACGUGGCGCACCUCUUCAUACGCGACUCCGUGUCGCUGUUCUCCGAAAAGGUGAACCAGGACGAUGCCAACGACUCUGACCACUUUGAGAAUAUUCAGUCUACGAACUGGCAGACGAUGCGCUUCAAGCCGCCGCCGCCCAACUCGCCCAUCGGUUGGCGCGUGGAGUUCCGCCCAUGCGAGACGCAGCUCACAGACUUCGAGAACGCCGCCUACGUCUGCUUCGUCGUGCUCCUCACUAGGGUCAUCUUGUCUUACCAGCUCAACUUCGUCAUGCCGAUCAGUAAGGUGGACGAGAACAUGCAGCGCGCGCAGCGGCGCGGCGCCGUGCAGAGCGGGCGCUUCUGGUGGCGGCGCGACGUGGGCGCGCCCAGCACGCCCGCGCACAAGGACUCGCAGCUCUACGCCGAGAUGACCAUCGACGAGAUCGUCAACGGGAAGGAGGGCGUGUUCCCGGGGCUGAUCCCGCUGAUCGAGUCUUAUCUGUCCGGGAUGGACGUUGACGCGGACACGCACUGCUCCGUGCAGCAGUACCUCAAGCUGAUCCAGCGCCGCGCCGCCAACGACAUCUCCACCAUGGCCACUUGGAUCCGCGACUUCGUCACCAACCACCCGCAGUACCAACAAGACUCGGUAGUAUCAGAGAAGAUAAACUACGACCUGUUGAAAACGGCGCACGGCAUCCAGACGGGCGCCAUCCCCGCGCCGUCGCUGCUGGGCGCCAGCGCGGCCUCCAAGACCAACGAGGACAUCCCCAAGGCCUUCACCAAGAUGAUGAGCAAGGACUGCUCCUAACGAGGUGCCUUCCACCCCGCAGCCUAACUACUUGUUAUUGUAGUUAAAACGCCUUAUAUAAAACUCGUUUCGAAUAAAAGAUGUAAUGUGAAAUUGUGGCAUUUAUAUACAUAUUACAGGGAAAUUUUAUUUGCAUACUGUACUAGCGGCAGUUUGAAUGUGUUAAUGUCUGGAAUUUACGAUCGAAAUUGGAAUUUAUUUUUAUAUAUAUUAAUUCCAUUCAAUUGCGCCAUUACAGAUUCUUUGAGCGAUUGCGGUGCGAAAAAGAUAAGAGCGAGAGGUUGUGAGUGUCAAAAGAGAAAUAGAUAGUGAGAACGAAAGAGGUGAAACAUCAUUACUCACGUUUGGUGUUCGCGGCCGGUCGCUCACAUAUAGGUCGCUUAUGAGGAAGGCUAUGAGUUAUAUAGAAGACCGAAAUUCUACAAGAGCGAAACCACUGAUAUAUCACCCGCGUUCUUAGUUGAACUUAAUUUAGCAACGUUGAAAUUAGUUAUGGAAAUGCUUCUUAAACAACAUACUUUGUCAUAUAACGUUCAAGCGUGUUACCUCUUUUAUUGAAAUGAUGAUCUGUAAUUUAAUAUAAUAAUACACGAUACGUUGAACGUAUAGGUAGAUAAAUAAACAACCAUGAAUAGAAUUGAUUUUUAAUUACCAUUGGUUUAUAUUUUAGAUAAAUUGCGUAAGGUGCAUUAUAUCCUAUAGUUUUAUUUUACAAUAUUGUGACUUAACCUUAAAUUAAUUUGUAAAUACAUUAUUGAAUGCAUGUAAUGACUAUGGACGUAAGUAACUUCAUUUAUUUUAAAUAUUAACUUGCGGCUAGAUUGUAUUUUUAUUUUUACUGAUCCAUGGUCAUUUUGUCAGCAAAGUCGCAAUGUAAGAAAAUUAAUUGGUGAAACAGAUCGUAAAUAUAUUAGCCUGUAGAUAUGUAACCGUACUUACUAGUGGCCUAUUGUUAUAUUCUUCUUUUUAAUAUUGUCUAUGGUACAAAACAUUACAUGCAUAUUGUUUUUCAUAAAGCAUUUAUAUAACAGUAUUACAUUUGCCUUAUCACAUAGUUCUCAAAGAAUAUCCUUUUAGUGUGGUUGUGAAGAAAUAUAGUACGAUUAUCAAUUAAACAACCAAUAGUGAGCGUAGUAAUUAUUUAUAUAGGGUUCAACCUGAACUGUAGAUUUUGGCGUACUAAACAAAAUUAAAAAGUUGUUUGUAUAUUUACUAUUUAACUUUUAAAAUCAACAACCAAUUGAGCAGUUACUAUUGUGAACAAACGUUGUUACUGUGAUACGUAGAAAUUGAGCGACGACGUCAGAGACUGUACAAAGUUAUCUUGAAAGAUGAUAUGAUGGUUAGUAACUGAGAUUUUAUCUGCCUAUUUAGAAAUUUAAAAAGUUAUGUGUGCUAUAUGCAAGGGCGCGCUAUUUACGUAAAUAAUCAUUUAUUAUUUAAUAGUAAUAUCUUACUUACACCGUAAACUAAUCUUGCUUGGUCUUGAUCCUUCUUUUGAGAGUCCUAUAAAAAGAGAAAUGAGGUCCUCGGCUGUCAGGGGGUGCGCUGCGUUAAACAGGCGCACGCCAUAUCUGUCCGUCUCGGUCACAAAUCUUAAGUGCGAAAGAAAUCAAACGAAUCCGUUGCGAGUCGUCUAUUUCUGUUACACGUUAAGAUUUGUCGAUAGAUGUCUAAAACACGUCCGUACUACACAGUGCACGCCCUCGUAUUGCAUUAUAUUCUUAUAUACCGUUUAAUAUACGUAAUUACAUAUUCCUCACUGUCAACACAAGAUGUCAUUUACGGUGUAAGUACUAGAUCGAAUAUAGGCCUGACGAGGUUGAUAUGAUUUAAAAGUGCAAUUAUGUGAGAAACAGGUAGUUUUUGCGUUAAAAUAUUAAUUGCAGUUUUUUUUACAGCUCGCAUUCGCAAACUGACAAGUUUGGAAGCACAAAUUUAUUUCCGUUUGUCUUAUGAUUUUGUGAUAGAAAAUGUACCGAAUUUAUGUUUAAAUCCUUUAAUUUAUAUAAGUUGUUGUAUACAUAUAUUUUGUUCUCUGUUAGAAGUUUUUCAAUUGAAUUUCUAAAGCGAUAUGCAAUGGAUUGAAUAAAGUUAUUUUAAUUGUUUA
Molecule: messenger RNA, 4332 nt
Organism: Plodia interpunctella (Indianmeal moth)
Lineage: Eukaryota; Metazoa; Arthropoda; Insecta; Lepidoptera; Pyralidae
Gene: Gclc
Product: Glutamate-cysteine ligase catalytic subunit
Exons: 11
Coding region: 219-2222 (667 amino acids)
Biological process (GO): glutathione biosynthetic process
Cellular component (GO): glutamate-cysteine ligase complex
Molecular function (GO): glutamate-cysteine ligase activity
Source: RefSeq, a predicted model, not a curated record